Molecule: messenger RNA, 3349 nt
Organism: Aphis gossypii (cotton aphid)
Lineage: Eukaryota; Metazoa; Arthropoda; Insecta; Hemiptera; Aphididae
Product: host cell factor 1-like
Exons: 2
Coding region: 217-1803 (528 amino acids)
Biological process (GO): chromatin remodeling; regulation of DNA-templated transcription
Cellular component (GO): histone methyltransferase complex
Molecular function (GO): transcription coactivator activity; protein binding
Source: RefSeq, a predicted model, not a curated record
UACAAAAAUCAGAAUUCAGAUCCUUCAUUUUUUAAUAUAAAAUCUCCUUCUUUCUUUGCAGUUUGCAGUGAAAUAUUGUAUUUCAAUGUAAAUUAAAAGUACAUCUCAAGUCAAUAAUCUAGUAUCCACACUUCGUUAUUUGUUUGUUUGAUAGAACAAAUUUUAUUCACAUUUUACACUAUUAACCAGAUAUUUUAUUUAUCUAUACUAGAGACCAUGGAUGAUAAAGAGGUCAUUGAUAAUUCUGCUAAAACAGAAACAAUUGAAUCUGAAAGUAUAAAUUCUGAUCAACUAGCUACUGUAGAAUCAAAAAGUGAACCUUCUACAGUUGAUCAAGAGAACAAGGAAUUAAUAACUAAACCUGAACCAGAAUCAGCACCAGCAACAGCAUCAGAACCCGAACCAGAACAAAUAUCCACCGAGAGUACUGAUAAAGUUAAAGAACCUGAGAAAUUAGAAUUAGUUGCUGAUAAAACAUCAGAAGAUGUUGAAAAAGUUGAAAAUACUACAAGCGUAGUAAGCGAUCCAAUACAGCAAGACAGUGUUGUUGAUCAACCUGCGCCAGUUUCAGAAAAAUUAUUAACAACAUCUGAUAAUCAAAUGGAAUCAGCAGGUCCUACUCAAGAUAAUUUAAUUGAACCCACUCAAGAUCAAAUUGUACCAGUUAGUCAAGAAAGUUUAAUAAAAGACAGUCAACAAGUUAUUCCUGUCACUAGUGUCACCGAUUCAGCCUUAAAUAAUGAUUUAAAACUUGAAGAUAAUGGAGUGGAUUUAGAUCAACAAUCAGUAUUAAGUAUGAAAGAUUCAGAAUUAAAAGACUUGGUGAUGAGGGAAUUAUCUGAAUUUUUAACUGAUGAACCAUCACAAAAUGUUGGACCUACCCUACUUGAAAUAAAGUCAGAACUUAUUAAAAAUGAUGACCAAAUUAAAAUUGAAAAUCUUGAAAAUUCUUUAUGCAAGGUUGAGAAGACUGAUCAGAAAGAAGAGAAAAAAUCUGAAAAUGAUAUUGCUGAUGCAUUGUCAACAUUAGCGACUGCUGCUUUAAAUCAGGCACCUCCUACUAAUGGAACUGCAGAAGGUGUAAUAUCAAAAUCUGUUCAGCCAACAGUACAAGUUAAACAAGAAGGACCAGCAUGGUGUGAUGUUGGUGUAAUUAAAGGAACUACUUGUUUGGUGAAACAAUUUUAUUCGACUUCUACUACUGAUGAACAUGAAAAUACUAGCUUAGAUCAUUUACCAGAUUAUACACAUAAAUUAAAAAUUGAUAUUCAACCAGGUACAGCUUACAAACUUCGUAUAGCUGCUAUAAAUACUUGUGGCCGUGGAGAAUGGAGUGAAAUAUCUGCAUUUAAGACUUGUUUACCGGGUUACCCAGGUGCUCCAUCUGCUAUUAAAAUUACAAAAGCACCAGAUGGUGCUAGUUUAACAUGGGAAGCCCCUCCUACUAGUUCUGGUAAGAUUUUAGAAUAUUCUGUUUGUUUGGCAAUUAAAAGUGCUAAGGAUAUACCACACCAAAGUCCAAAACCAACUUCAACAAAUUUAAAUUUUGUUCGUGUUUAUUGUGGACCUCAUAAUGCUGCUGUGGUUAGUCACGAGUCACUUGGGGCCGCACUAAUUGAUAGGACUAAUAAGCCUGCUAUAAUAUUUCGAAUUGCUGCAAAAAAUGAAAAAGGAUAUGGACCAGCUACACAAGUUAGAUGGUUACAAGACAGCAAUGUACCUGGAUCAAAUAAAAAUCCUUCAAUGAAAAGAGAAAAGAGUGUUAAUCUUUUAACUGGUGUUCCUAAAAGGCCCAAAAUGUAAUAAUUUGACAAAUUUUAAAUUAAUAUUCUUAUUAUUUCACAUGUUCUGAUUAUGAUUUUAUGUACACUUAUUAAUUAAUGUACAAUAUUGUGUAUUAAUGAAAUUGGUUUUCAUUUAUUAAGGGAAAUUAUUAUAUUUUAUUAUUAAUAAAUAAACCAAUAUUUUAUUAAUUAAUAAUUUAACAUUAGGUAUGGAAAAUAUACAAUAAAAGAUAUUUUUGUUCUAUAAUAACAUUUUUUGUAAGAGAUUAUUUUAUAAUUUUAAAUAUUAGACACCUAAUUUUACUAGCUUUAUAUAAUAUGUAUUCUAGUAAACUAGUUGUUGUUUGAUUUAUAAUGAUGAAUCCAUGGAUAUGAAUAUUAUUAUAUAUAUUUGCUUACUUGAUUAAAUUGUACAGCAUGUAUUAUUUGUAUUUAUGUGUAAUAUUAUAUUUGUAUAGAUGUUUCAUAAACAUGCUCCCGAACGUACCUAAUAAAGAAUCAAUCUUAUCCCCUCUGAAAAUAUUUAUUGGCUCAUAAGGCCUUAAGAUAGUAGUUAAUUGGAAUAAAUUAAAUAAAUCUUCUGGAGGUGAUCAGUAUAUAUCAUAUUUUACAUCACUUUUUCAAAGUACUAAGUUUCAACCAACUGAAAUUAAUAAAAAAACUUGAUGAAACUAUAAAUUAUUGCGCACAUCAUCAUUGGUCAUUUAUUGUUAAAUGUAUUACCAGCAAAAUAUUUGAAUGUAUCCACUAAUCCAUCUGUUAAUCUUACUAUCAAGUUAUGAAUAAAAUAUAAUAUGCUUAAUGUUUAUAUUAUAAUGUCCAUGGAAUAAAUUACAAAAUAAUUCUUUAAAUAUUCCUAGCCCAAACUUUAUAUCUGAUAUUAAUAUUCUUAUUCCUUAUGCAUUUAAAAUAUUUACGAGAUAUUAAAAGAAUUUUAAAUUAUAGAUUGUCUCGGACAAGACGUUAAGUAAAAUGUUCAUUUAGAAUAUUAUCGAAUAAGUAAAGAAUAUUCCAUCGACCAAUUGAUGUUAAUAUGGAAUUUACUAUCGAUGUUGUUAAAAUAUGUUGUGUAUUACAUAAUUUUGCAUGGGACCGUGAUGGUUUUAAGUUUUAAAAUUACAGGAAUAUAAAUUAUGGGCGUGCUAGGAUUUCAAUCAGGGGGAGGGGGGAAAUUAAAACAAGAUUAUAAAAAUGCCAAUAAUAAUUAUAAAAAAAAAAUUGUUUUAAUUCAUUUUAAUGCCCCUUCUGCCACACCCUCGCUAUGAUCAUGAAUAUAAUAAACUUUGAGUAUGAUAAUAAUGUAGGUAUACAUAAAUGUUAAAUAGGGCAGUAAAUUGAUAUCGGGACCCUCUUAACUUUUUUGUUUCUAACACGGCGUUUACCUUGGUAAAAUGAAAUAAAUUUAACUACUCUACUCAUUCAUUAUAUAAUAAUAAUAUUAUGUAUUAUUUUUACUUAUAUGUUAUAAUUUUUUAAUUACCUGUAUCGUGUCUUGAUUUAUUAUUUUCCAUAAAUAAUUAUUAUAAACCAAAUUUGGUUAUAUGAAUAUGAUUUGUAUCUACUAA